Molecule: messenger RNA, 789 nt
Organism: Didymosphaeria variabile
Lineage: Eukaryota; Fungi; Ascomycota; Dothideomycetes; Pleosporales; Didymosphaeriaceae
Exons: 1
Coding region: 1-789 (262 amino acids)
Molecular function (GO): oxidoreductase activity
Source: RefSeq, a predicted model, not a curated record
AUGGCCCAUCCCAACCGCCUCCAAAACGCACGCGUCCUCGUCUUCGGCGGCACCUCAGGCAUCGGGUACGGCGUCGCCAGCAUGGCCCUCUCCAACGGCGCCAUUGUCACUAUCUCUGGUUCCACACAGCCAAAGGUCGACGCCAAAGUGAAGGAACUCCAGUCUCUGUACCCAUCCGCAGGUGUGCGUGGUAUAUCACUUGAUCUCUCCGACACCGCCAACCUUGAAGACAAUCUUAACGGGCUAUUCGAGAAGGUGACGAAUGGUGGAGAGCAGUUAUUGGACCAUAUCGUGCACUGCGCAGGCGACGCGCUGUUCCUCCCCAAGCUCCACGAGGUCACGGUCGACAACGCACUUCCGGGCUUCCACGUGCGGUGGUUGACCGCCUUGCUAAUUGGCAAGGCUCUCGCGACAGGGAAAUAUAUGCUCGCAGCUCCCUCCUCUUCCUUCACGCUGACAGGCGGUACCAACACGACCAAGCCAAUGCCGGGAUGGUCACUGGGGGCAUCCUGGGGCGGCGCCUCGGAGGGGCUGAUGCGUGGGCUUGCUGUGGACUUGAAGCCUAUUCGGGUCAACUUGAUGUCGCCUGGUACAAUCGAUACGCCGCUAUUCCAGAAGUUCUUGGAGAAUGUGGGCAGGGAGAAGGAGGCGGCUAUUAGGACAGGGCAUACGCUGUUGCAAACGUGGGGUGAUGCGAAGGAUAUUGCGGAAGGGUAUGGAUGGUUGAUGCGGGAUUGCUAUGUGACAGGGACGAUCGCGAGUUCGGAUGGUGGGAGAUUGCUGGUAUAG